Molecule: messenger RNA, 1817 nt
Organism: Somion occarium
Lineage: Eukaryota; Fungi; Basidiomycota; Agaricomycetes; Polyporales; Cerrenaceae
Source: the annotation of a GenBank genome assembly
GAGGCGUAUUGCAUGAUGCAUUUUGGCGCUUGAUAGUUGUUGCUCCGAACGAUCUUGAUCAAUGCCAAUGGCUGCCCGACCACCACCAGCACGACCGCAUAUCGGCAUCAACCCUGCAAACCGUUUCUCUUCGUAUUCUGUCGCUGAGUGGGUAGAUGACGAUGCCUGGGAUAGUGGUUCCGACUCAGAAUCUCCAACCAAGACAGCAUGGAAGCGACAGGCAUCUACUUCCACAGCUCCGAAAGCUGUGCCCAGAACGGCGCAAAAUAACUCUUCAUCCUCGACCCUUGCGUCGUCUUAUACCCAUCUUCACGCACCAAGCCCUAGCUCAUAUCCCCCAAAAUUCGAAGUGCAACCCCCUCGAAACGGCUGGACUAUUGUGAACAAACAAGGCGGCAACCGUCGAAAUUCCGAAGUCCAUCACGACACAGAGAGUAUUCAAGAAGAAGCUGCUGAUGUCGAGCUGGAAGGCGACAUGGUAGUUGGUGAACUGGAUCCUGAAGAUCCAGAGGAUGUUGCAGCGCCCCUUACCGUUAGUGGUAAACCAAAGCCCGACAAGAGCGCCAUACGAGAGGAUGUGGAUGAGAUUGUGAAUGAUCCUUUGCACCUCGCGCGGCGGUCCCCGAAACGACGACGAAGUAGUCGAAGCCAGUAUGAUUCUUCUGUACAUGAAGGCUCUGAGAAGCUUAUACGAGAACGCUCAAUCAAAUCGAAUCGACGCGACAAGUUCAUCCAGUGUAUAAUUCAUGACGAUGUUGACAUGGCCCAACUUCGGAAGCUCGCUUGGAAUGGCGUACCGAGCGAUCUACGAGCAGUUGCUUGGCCGUUACUUCUUGGUUACCUGCCCCUGCCCGCGUCUUCUCGUGCACCUACGCUGGUCAGAAAACGCCAAGAAUACCUUUCGCUAGUUGAGCUCGCGUUUGCACGAAAUCGCGAAGGGCUAGAUCAGCAAAUAUGGCACCAAAUCGAGAUCGACGUUCCAAGAACAAGACCCGGUGUCAAGCUGUGGAUGCAUGGAUCUACUCAGAGGAGCCUAGAACGUAUUUUAUAUGUGUGGGCGAUACGCCAUCCUGCUAGUGGGUAUGUCCAAGGCAUCAAUGAUCUGGUCACUCCAUUCUUCCAAGUUUUCUUAUCCGCCUACAUUGAUUCCGACCCUGAGGAGUUCGAUCCGUCGUUGUUACCGGAGAAUGUCCUAAACGCCAUUGAAGCGGACUCAUUCUGGUGUCUCUCGAGACUAUUGGACGGUAUCCAGGACAAUUACAUCGCUACCCAACCUGGUAUUCAUAGAAGUGUGAAACGAAUGGCGGAGUUGGUUGCUCGAAUUGAUCCUCCGCUCUCAGCGCAUUUAGAGUCCGAGAACGUCGAGUUCAUGCAGUUCGCUUUCCGAUGGAUGAACUGUCUUCUCAUGCGUGAGAUCAGUGUCGAGAACACCAUUCGCAUGUGGGACACGUAUCUUGCGGAAGGUCCCGAUGCAUUCUCACAGUUUCAUCUUUACGUCUGCUCAGCAUUUCUUGUGAAAUGGAGCAAAAAGCUUCGAGAAAUGGAUUUCCAGGGCAUCAUCAUGUUCUUACAGUCGCUACCAACCCAAGGUUGGGGAGACCAUGAGAUUGAGCUUUUACUGAGCGAAGCCUUCGUUCAUUAUUCCACUUGGCAUAACGCACAAAGCCAUUUCGGCAAGUAGAAUCACGCAUUUUUAGACCAGGUCUUUGGAGUAUAUCAUUUCCGUAUGACGGACAUGUGUAGUAAUAUCGAUGGAAAAGGGUUUAUCUAUCGUCAUCACUCAUGAUGCAACGAAGAUAUUGAAGGCUAGCUGUAUG